AUGGGCAAUAUCUGCUCACGUUCUUCCAAUGAGACUGAUCCCUUUACACAGCCGGGUCGUGUAGUGGGUGCUGGUCCCUCAGACCGGAAUGCUGCACCCCGGGCCCCAGUUCCAACCAAAACAAACUGGAAAGCUACACCAGGCCGUACCCUAGGUGAGAGCAAUGGGGACGGCAGUGCCGCGGGGACAGAUGAGGCACGUGCAAAUGCUGCCAUUGCUGCACAGAAACGCGCUGAGAGCGCAUCUGCCAAUAAAGGCAAACUUGGCGCAAAGCUGGCUGCACAAAAGGCCCAGUCGCAUGCACAGACAUUAGACCAAGUCAGUCGGACGGAACGGGCCGCACGAGAUGCUGAUGAGGCAGAGGCUGCAAGGAGAUGGAAUUAA
Messenger RNA from Penicillium bovifimosum, 384 nucleotides. RefSeq lists its product as uncharacterized. The coding region runs from base 1 to 384 and encodes 127 amino acids. The record is from RefSeq and is a predicted model, not a curated record. NCBI's taxonomy places the organism in Eukaryota, Fungi, Ascomycota, Eurotiomycetes, Eurotiales, Aspergillaceae. The transcript has 2 exons.